AUGCCGGAACCAGUAGGAGUUGCCAAUUUACCCGACCAAAGGUAUGUCAUGAUGUCUCGACUGGAGUUUUUUUUUUUUGAAUCUAACACAGCGUUGAAACGAACAACAGAUUUAGCUCCUAGGUCAAUGGUUCUUCGCAGGCUUGGUCAGUAGUGGAUACUAACAGAUAACUGCUGUUUAGGUACAAGAUUGUCUCCAAGGAAGGAGCAACCUUCACGAUUAUGGUUGCAGGUGAAAGUGGGUUGGGCAAGACCACGUUUAUCAACACCUUGUUCCAAACGUCGCUCAAGUUGCAUCCGGACCCAAACCAGAGACACAACAAGUUCACCUCGCCACACCAGACCGUGGAAAUCGACAUAGUCAGAGCCAUCUUGGAGGAAAAGGGGUUCAAGAUCAGGUUGAAUAUCAUCGAUACCCCGGGAUUCGGCAACAAUGUCAAUAACCACGAGUCCUGGGUCCCCAUCAUCGACUUUAUCGAUGACCAGCACGAGUCCUACAUGAAACAGGAGCAGCAGCCUUCGAGAAACGCCAAAAAGGACUUGAGAGUGCACGCCUGUCUCUACUUUAUUAGACCCACUGGACACUCGUUGAAACCGUUGGAUAUCGAGAUUAUGAAGCGGUUAUCAACGAGAGUCAACCUUAUCCCCGUUAUCGCCAAGGCCGAUACUUUAUCGCCUCAUGAAAUGGACAUUUUCAAGACUAGAAUUAGGGAGAUUAUCGAGACGCAGGAUGUCAACAUCUAUACUCCUCCUUUGGAGUUGGACGAUCCGGCAAGCGCAGAACACGCGAAGCAAUUGAUUGAAUCGAUGCCAUUUGCCGUUAUUGGCUCGGAGGAGGAAAUCGAAGUUGGCCUGGGCCAGUUUGUCAGAGGUAGAAAAUAUCCUUGGGGCGUGGUUGAAGUUGAAAACGACACCCACUGCGAUUUCAAGAAAUUGAGAAGCUUGUUGUUGAGAACAAACAUGUUGGACUUGAUCUUGUCGACUAACGAGUUGCAUUUCGAAACAUUUAGAUCACUCAAGUUGGGAGGCGACGACAAUGAAAACGGCCAUGCCAAUGGCGACGAAAACGGCUCGAAUGAAGAGUUGACCAAUGAAAAGGGAGAAGUUAUAAGAAAGCCUUCGGGCGGUAAAAAACCAAGGAGAUUGCACAACCCCAAAUUCAAAGAAGAAGAAGAUGCUUUGAAGAAAUUUUUCACAGAACAGGUGAAGGCAGAAGAACAAAGAUUUAGGCAAUGGGAAACAAAUAUUAUUAAUGAAAGGAACAGAUUGAAUCAAGAUUUGGAAGAGAUGCAAUCGAAAUUGAAGGCUUUGGAAGAGCAGGUUAAAAAGUUGCAAAUUACAAAGCGUUGA
Messenger RNA from Lodderomyces beijingensis, 1349 nucleotides. The record is from the annotation of a GenBank genome assembly. Lineage: Eukaryota; Fungi; Ascomycota; Pichiomycetes; Serinales; Debaryomycetaceae.